Messenger RNA from Condylura cristata (star-nosed mole), 1461 nucleotides. It is a transcript of the gene CREB3, whose product is annotated as cAMP responsive element binding protein 3. The record is from RefSeq and is a predicted model, not a curated record. Gene Ontology annotation, cellular component: nucleus. Gene Ontology annotation, molecular function: RNA polymerase II cis-regulatory region sequence-specific DNA binding; DNA-binding transcription factor activity, RNA polymerase II-specific. Gene Ontology annotation, biological process: regulation of transcription by RNA polymerase II. NCBI's taxonomy places the organism in Eukaryota, Metazoa, Chordata, Mammalia, Eulipotyphla, Talpidae.
CAUUCUGUUGACGUGGCGGGGGCAGUGGUUGCAAACCGAGCUGGCGGGCCGACCGGCCGCCUGGGACCAAGCCCGGCUGAAGGAAGACGGACUAGCGGACAGAUGCCCCCAAUGGAGCUGGCGUUGGACCCAGAUGGCCAGGACCUGCUGGACUUCCUGGUAGAGGAAAGCGGAGACUUGGGGGCGGUUCCCGACGAGGCUCUGGAGGCUCCGGAGGAUUGGGGGCUGCCGCUUGCUGACCCCGUGCAGGUAGACAAUGAUUGGGAUGUAGAAGAUUUCCUGAGCUCGCUGCUGAGUCCGCCUGCAUCCUCCUCCAGCCCCUGUUUGGUCGGCCAUGAUCACACCUACUCCCUCCCGCAGGAACGUAUCUCCAUAGAUCUAGAUUGCGGAAGCUGUGGAACACAGGGGGUCCAAACGAAUCCACUGCUUGUGGCGGAAUCAGCAGAACAGAUUACUAGGUUGAUGCUGACAGAUGAGGAAAAGAGGCUUUUGGAGAAGGAGGGGCUUACCCUGCCUGAGAUACUUCCUCUCACUAAGAUGGAAGAAAAAAUUUUAAAACGUGUGCAGAGGAAGAUUCGAAACAAAAAAUCUGCUCAGGAGAGUCGAAGGAAAAAGAAGAUGUACGUGGGGGGUUUAGAGGACAGGGUCCUGAAAUACACAGCCCAGAAUAUGGAGCUACAGAACAAAGUACAGCUUCUGGAGGAACAGAAUUCGUCCCUUUUGGAUCAGCUGAGGAGACUCCAGGCCAUGGUGGUUCAAGUAUCAAACAAAACCAGUAGCAGCAGCACCUGUGUUCUGGUUCUACUGUUCUCCUUCUGUCUCCUUUUCGUGCCUGCCAUGUACUCCUCAGACACAAGGGGGAGCCUGCCAGCUGAACACAGAGUGUUGUCCCGCAGGCUCCGUGCCCUCCCCAGUGAGGACCAUCACCAGCUGGAGCCGCCUGCCCUGCAGUCCAAGGCGUCGAAAGAUAGCUCAGGCCAUGGGCCCCAAACUCCUGGCAACUCUUGCUGCCUCCUCUGCGUGUCUCAGGCUUGUGAUGCAGAGCUUCCCCUCACGUUGCCAUCCCCAGAUCCCUUCUCAGAGCCCCCCUGCCUGGAACCCACCCUGCUCCUGCAUGCAAAUCUCACACAGGAGAAAUGGCUCACUCUCCAGAGCCCCACACAUGUCAUCUCACAGGGCAAAUACUCAGACUCAGCAUCAGUAUAUGGGGGACUUCAGCAAGAGCUUGGGGCCCCCAGUCUGCAUCCAUAUAAAAAGGAAUAGGAGAGGGCUAGCCUCAGCUCCUGUGCCCUGUCAAGAAGCCUGAGGGCUCACAUACACUACUACUUAAUGGUUUUCUGGGCCUUUUCAUUUGCACCCAUCUAGUCACCCCAUGAUUGGGCCUGGGGGCAUCAACUGACUUUGAACAUUGCAUGCACUGAGGGGAAGGGAAGAAAUAAAUAAGUGAUUCUGAUGCCUGGA